This is a messenger RNA of Zophobas morio, 481 nucleotides long. RefSeq lists its product as uncharacterized. NCBI's taxonomy places the organism in Eukaryota, Metazoa, Arthropoda, Insecta, Coleoptera, Tenebrionidae. The record is from RefSeq and is a predicted model, not a curated record. The transcript has 3 exons. The coding region runs from base 10 to 447 and encodes 145 amino acids. Gene Ontology annotation, molecular function: translation elongation factor activity; ribosome binding; RNA binding. Gene Ontology annotation, biological process: positive regulation of translational elongation; positive regulation of translational termination; translational elongation.
CAUUUCCUUAUGUCGUUUACCACUGCGCCUGCUUCGACUUCUUUAGUCAAGAAUGGACAUAUUCUCGUAAAGGGCCGCCCUUGCAAGAUUGUAGAUGUUUCAAAGUCUAAACCUGGGAAACAUGGCUCCGCUAAGUACACGUUUACGGCUGUGGACAUCUUUACAGGAAGUAAAGUAGAGGAUAUGUGUCAAUCUGGUGUAAUGGUUGAUGUACCUAUAAUCAAGCGUAGCGAGUAUCAGCUCUUAAAUGUGGAGGAGGAUGGCUAUACUUCUCUUUGUGACAAUAAGACGGGCGCCGUCAAGGAGGAUUUGAGAAUCACUAACGACGAAUUACGUCAGAGAGUGAUAGAGCGCUUUAAUAAGGGGGACAACUUGACUGUUACUGUCUUAAAAGCAAUGGAGGAAGAAGCCAUUAUUGACUGCAAGACAACGCCAGAGGACAAAUAGAGCCUUCUUGUAUUUGUAAAAAGAUUUUAUAACA